Molecule: messenger RNA, 5680 nt
Organism: Salpingoeca rosetta
Lineage: Eukaryota; Choanoflagellata; Craspedida; Salpingoecidae
Exons: 2
Coding region: 995-5680 (1561 amino acids)
Molecular function (GO): protein binding; serine-type endopeptidase inhibitor activity; oxidoreductase activity
Source: RefSeq, a predicted model, not a curated record
CACACGGCAAACUCCCACAACAACAAAGAAGCAGCACGCACCACGACGACAAUCACCACGCACGGUGUGCACGCACUGCGUGCUGUCGUGGUGCACGUUACCACUUCCCCUUUGCCCCUUGCUUCAACACAGUUGGAAGCUGCGUGUUCCAGAAACGUACCAUCUGCAACAAGUGUCCUCGCUGGCUAAACCUGGUCAGCAGCUCGCGUCAUCACUGCAAGCUCCAUCAGCACUGCCACAAUUCGUGCCAUGUGUUGGUCGCAGUGCCAAGACAGAACCCGCCCGUGCAGGCCAACAGCCCAUGCAACUUCCCAUACGAGCUGCUCACAACCCCGUCUGCAUUCACAUACCCAAGCCGAGCACGUACCUUGUCCACUAUGCAACAACAUCCAAAUGCAAAUCAGGGACGAGGUGAGCACCGAGGCACACCAACGAGCCGCCCUCCCGUGUUCGUUCACCCUCAACGCGUCUCGCGCGACGGCCCAGAAUGGAUGAGACGCCAGCACGUCGUGGGCAAGUCCGUCAGAGUUUUCCAUCCACCAUCCACGGCCUCAACCAUCCCCCCGCCACCUCAGCACAUGAGCACUAACCACUCUGUGAUCAUGGGUUCAGCACGAUGCAACGCACAGCAGCUUUGCACCACACCUAAACAGGGAGACGAACCACCCCAUCCAUCCAUAUUUGCACGUCCCCACAGCCGUGCACCGAUCUGCAACAGCGAGCAGAUGCGACAACAAGCUCGGGUAUCUCCACAUUUUCCUGAUUGUACUCCCAACGUCAACGAUCCAAACAAGACGCGCUCACGCAGAAGACGACGACAAGUUGACGACAGAUAGCGCACUUGAAAGACGACCCCAAACAGGCAGCUCCACACCAACGAUUGGAAAGUCAGCAACGGGCAACGCUCGUGAACUGAGUCAUCACGUCAGCCACAACUCCUGCCUCAACAUCAUCGAACACCUUACUUGAACGCGCACACAGCCACAGGCAAGCCAUGAAGAAGCGUAACAAGAACGCAGCCAAACCACCAGCAGCGACUAUGACAACAACACCACCAGCACCGUCACUUCGCUUCACGCCCACGAUGGCGCGUGUUCUCGGCAUCAUCGCGUCUUGCCUGCUGCUGGCAGCAGGCUCAACUGCACAGUCCCUUCGCGAUUUCGAGAUUGCACACGCCGGAUCCACAGACAGCCCUGCUCCUUCAUGUCAGACCCGCUACGCCCCACGCGUGUACGCUGCAGACCCGCCGUGUGGGUUCCAAGACAGGGAUGGCACCGUCAGGCUCAGCACAGGCAUUGAUCCGGCUGUGCAAGGCGAUGCGAGGGCCACGUGCGCAUUCUGGCUUCCGUUUACCGUCGCCCACAACACCACCACCCCUGGCCCCAACGGAACGACAAUCAUCACCACAACGUCGUCCUUGAAGUGGUCCUGCUCGUGGCACGGGUGCGAGGCGUCUGCGACGGUGGUUGACGGGGGCAACGCGAUUGUGUGCGCGGUGCCGGGCAACAUGCCGACGAACAUCACGGCGACGGGGCCGGACGGCAGCCAGGCCGUGCGGGUGACGGUGCGGGUGUGGCACGCGCAAUACGCGGGCGGCAGCGGGGACAGCGCGUGCCAGUCGCACGGCGGAGAGCCACCGGCGCUGUGGGACCAGCACGACUACGUGGUGGCGCACCGCAGCUGCGGGUGCCCGCCCGGCGUCGGCUACGUCGAGUGCGAGGAGCCCGACAUGUGCCGCACGCACCGCUGCCUGGCGCACCCGCGGGCGGUGUGCGAGGUGAGCCACUGCGGGGUGUGCGCGGUGCGGUUCUACGCGGAGAAGCGCAGCUCGUACGAGGGCGUGGCGCCGCUGGACUGCCUGCCGCGCGACAAGUGCACGGGCGAGUGCCGCAAGGAGUUUGAGGCGUGCUCGCAGUACACCGGGUGCAGGGAGGCGCUGUACCGGCUGGUGGACGAGCGGGCGUCGUCCGGCACGUGCAACGGCACAUGCCACGAGCGGCUGGCGGUGCCGACGGAGCCCGGCCGCACGCUGUUUGACCGCGUGUGGUCCUGCUACCGCACGUGCGAGGAGCGGGAGACGGUGCACACGGUGUGCGCGCUGCCGCCGCGGGCCGGGCAGUGCAAGGGGCGCAUGACGCGGUGGUACUUUGACAGGAUCACGGGCAAGUGCCGGCAGUUUGCGUAUGGCGGGUGCGGCGGCAACGGCAACAACUUUGAGACGAGGGAGGCGUGCGAGCAGCGGUGCGAGCUCGGGGCGUGCUGCACGCGGCGCACGGUGCUGGACGACGUCGGGUACGACGCCAACGGGUACGACCAGUUUGGGUACGACCGGCGCGGGUAUGCGCGGGACGGGUUCUCGCGGCGGCCGUGGACAUACGCGGAGUUUGUGCGAAACACGUUUGACCUGUUUGGGCUGGACGAGCGCGGGUACGAUCCGCGCGGGCUGGACGGGUCUGGGUUCUCCGUGGACGGCAUGUCGCAGAACAUGAGCCGCGACGGCCUGCAGUUUGAGUACCUGGAGGAGCAGAUGUACGACGCGUGGGGCGUGGACAGGGCCAACAUGAGCAGGCAGGGCUUUGACCUGCGCGGGUACGGCUACAACGGGCUGUACCGGCAGGCAGAGUACACGUGCCAGCAGACGACGCGGGAGCAGUGCCAGGCGCUGGAGGAGGGCGAUCCCAACACAGACGUGGUGUCGUUUGUGCGCGGGGUGGCGUGCGGGGACAGGCAGUGCGGCAACCCGCAGUGGCAGGAGCCGCGGCAGUGCAUCUACCAGGGCCGGCGGUACAACUACGGCGAGACGUUCCGCUACGCCUGCCAGUGGUGCGUGUGCGGGACAGACGGGGCGGUGACGUGCCAGUGCACGCCGCGGCGGCGCCGUGAGAUAAGGGACCUGACGCUUGACGAGGUGCAGACGUACAUUGACGCCAUCUGGCGCCUGUACAACAGUGGCAACAGGUGGAACGAGUUUGUCAACAUGCAUCUGGGCGCGGCAACCACAGCGCAUGGCAACCCGACCUUUCUCCCCUGGCACCGAGAAUUCACAAACCAGUUUGAGCUUGCGCUGCGGGAGGUGACUGGCAACUGCGACUUCACGCUGCCCUACUGGGACUGGACAAUCGACAGCAGCUCGCCCGAGACCUCGCCUGUGUGGAAUCUCAUUGGCGGCAAUGGCCAGGGUGGCAACAACUGCGUGCAAGACGGCCCCUUCGCCGGCUUUCGUCCGUGCCUCCGUCGAAACUGGGAUUCAAGCGUGUCGAUUCCUUCGAUCGCAGAUGUGACCAACGUGCUGAGAAUCCGGGAUUACACCACCAUGUCGGCACGACUCGAAGCCAUUCACGGCAACGCCCACAACUUCAUCGGCAGUCAAAUGUCCACCAUGUCUGCACCCUACGACCCUGUCUUCUUCUUGCAUCACGCAUACGUCGACAAGCAGUGGUACGACUGGCAAGUCGUGCUCGGAAACGGCAACGACUUUACACCUGAGCGACUCCACGACACGAUGGACCCGUUUCCCAAGACGCCGGCAGACGUGCUUGACAGCGAGGGCCAGCUGUGCGUGGUGUACGAGCCGCCUGGCCGCACGCCGCCCUGCAACGAGGCACUCUUUGGCGGUUCCUAUGAGACAAAGGGAUACUACGCACCCGGUGCCCGGCCGCAGUACGACCGCGACGGCUACGACAGGGAUGGAUAUGACAGGCGUGGACUUGACAAGCUCGGGCGGAACCGGGAUGGGGUGCGUGUUGGCGGGGUCACUGCGACGGGGUUCAACACGGCCGGAGUGGACAGCCGCGGGUGCAGCAUCAUGCAUCCGAUGCCGCUGUACAUGCGCGACGUGUUCCAGGCGCAGCGGGAGCUGUACCGGCGCAUCCAGGCCAACGCAUAUGUGCAGCCCGCGCGCACGUGCAGCCCACUGCAGCCGCUGCCGGCGUGGUGGAAGGCGUCCAUGUGGAUGUCGCGCGGCGGGCUGUACGGGGCGAUCAUGGAUGCGUACGAGGCGUACCUCGAGGAGGCGCUGGUGAGGCAGCCGGACGAGUGGCAGCGGGACAGGACGCAGUCGCAGCCGUCGAUCCUGGAGGACCUGUGCUUUGCGGCGGACGACCUGACGCUGCGGCAGGACGACAGCUGGCGGCCGGGCGACGACUACCAGUGCCCGCCCGGCUUGCCGCGGCAGAACUGCGAGUGGAAUCCCUGUGCGAAUGCGACGUGUCCCGGGUCGCCGGACGCGACGUGCUGGGUGAACCCCUGCGGGCGGUGCCGGCCCGAGUUCUACCGGGAGGACGGGUCGCGUGCGCGCUGCUACUCGACGUGCCCGGUGGAGGAGGGCACGUGCACGUUUGACCCGUGCGCGUAUGCGACGUGCGAGGCCAACCCGGAGGCCGUGUGCGAGACGAGCCCCUGCGGCGGGUGCGAGGUGGAGUGGAGCGACCCUGAGACGGGCGAGCCGGUGACGUGCGAUGUUGAGCCGGACUCGUGCGCUGCGCAGGGCCAGACGUAUGUGUGCGGGGAGGACGGGCAGACGUACGACAACGUGUGCUAUGCGCGGGAGGCUGGGGUGAAGAUUGCGUACGGGGGGCUGUGCGUUGCGUGCGAGCGGCUGUGCCCGCCGGAGGGGAUGGCGGCCAAGGCGUGCGGCGAGGACUGGCAGACGUAUGCGUCUGUGAACUUCUUCAAGGCGUCUGACGCGGGGCGGCAGCAGCUGUGCAACGAGCACACGUCGUGCCUGACGACGGUGGCGCGGAGCGCGGACAACCGGUGUUUCUGGAACGAGGACACGCGGCGGUGCAGCUGCCAGCCGUCGGACGUGGUGUGCACGGCUGGUGCGCACGAGUGUGCGCGGUGCUGCAACGACGACCUGCGGCGGUGCCUUCGCUGGGGGCAGGACAGCGUGGACACGUGCUGGCGGGAGGCGUACGUUGCGUGCACGGUGCAGUGUGCGGAGGAGUACGAUGCAGCCAAGCUGCCGGUAGCCGCGGCCUCUGUUGGCAGUGUUGAUGAUGGCGAUGGCGGCGAUGGCGGCGAUGGAGGGAUUAACAUCUUCCUUGGAGACGAUGACAUGGUGCACAGCGGUAACGACACGAACAGCACUGCGCCUGGCCCCACUGGCCCGCUGGACACGGUUGUGUUCCGUGUUGGGCUGCGCGGACGCCCGAGCACGACGAUGGACGCGGCGCAGUUUGCGGAGGCGACAAGCCUUGCUGUUGGGCGGGCGUCGUUUGUGCCGUCGGCGAUGCGUGUAGUUGGGGCGAGCGCGAUGGCUGCGGAGCGGCUGGGCAACACCACGGCCGGGGUUGAGCUUGAGGUGAACGCGGAGAGCAGCGACGGGUACGCGGUGCAGGCUGCGCUUGAGGCCGCGGUGGUGGAGGGCCGGCUGGCAAAGGAGGUGGCCAUCUACACCGGCAGCGCCACCACAGACGACGUCAUGCUGGUUGGAGCUGUGGAGGUGAUUGAGCCACCAACCACGCCUGCACCGACUGACGAUCCAAAGGUCAACCCACGUGAGUCCGAUGCAGCCAUCCCGAUCCCAGCCAUUGCUGGUGUUGUUGCGGCCCUGAUUGUAAUUGUCGGCUGCAUUCUCGCUGUCGCAAUUGUUCGCAAGCGCUCAUGUGUCCGCCCGAAAGCGUCAGAGUCGACGUCGCCUGCUGGGCCGCGUGGCGUCACCACCGUUGGCGACAACUGA